Molecule: messenger RNA, 585 nt
Organism: Hippoglossus stenolepis (Pacific halibut)
Lineage: Eukaryota; Metazoa; Chordata; Actinopteri; Pleuronectiformes; Pleuronectidae
Gene: rps25
Product: ribosomal protein S25
Exons: 5
Coding region: 137-532 (131 amino acids)
Cellular component (GO): cytosolic small ribosomal subunit
Molecular function (GO): structural constituent of ribosome
Source: RefSeq, a predicted model, not a curated record
AAAUCUACAGAAACGACCAGACGCGAAGAGGACUCCAGUACCCAGAAUUCCUCACCCCGUUUCCGCAUAUACGGGUUGUCUAAGGGGCUCUUGCACGGGUAAACUUCCUUUCGCUCCGACAUCUUGACGAGGAAACAUGCCUCCCAAACAAGAUAAGAAGAAGGACGCUGGGAAGUCCAAGAAGGACAAGGACCCAGUCAACAAGUCUGGCGGCAAAGCCAAGAAGAAGAAGUGGUCCAAGGGAAAAGUGAGGGACAAGCUCAACAACCUGGUGCUCUUCGACAAGGCCACCUACGAGAAGUUGUAUAAAGAAGUUCCCAACUACAAGCUCAUCACCCCAGCUGUCGUGUCUGAGAGGCUGAAGAUCCGUGGCUCUCUGGCCAGGAAUGCUCUCCAGGAACUGCUUGCCAAAGGCAUGAUCAAACUGGUGUCCAAACACAGAGCACAGCUGAUUUACACACGUAACACCAAGGGAGGAGAUGAGGAGACGGCAGCAGCAGAGAAAGCCGAGAAAGCAGCAGAGAAAGCAUAAUGAGGCUUUCAUGUUUGUUUCCUGAAAGAUGAAUAAAAAUUGUAAAGACAAAA